Molecule: messenger RNA, 2963 nt
Organism: Monopterus albus (swamp eel)
Lineage: Eukaryota; Metazoa; Chordata; Actinopteri; Synbranchiformes; Synbranchidae
Gene: crispld1a
Product: cysteine-rich secretory protein LCCL domain containing 1a
Exons: 15
Coding region: 437-1996 (519 amino acids)
Cellular component (GO): extracellular region
Source: RefSeq, a predicted model, not a curated record
ACUCGGCUGGAACGAGUGGGCCGUUUUCAGCCUUUGCGGAGGCGUGAUCAGGGGCGGCACUGGCGAAGCGCAGCCAACUUGGAUAAAACGUAGGUAGGUGAUGCUUUAGCAGCUUUGGUGCAAGAAUCCCGAAGGAAGAAAGACGAAUACUCACUCUUUCAAAUAGGUGAAAACGGAGUGACCAACCAUAUGACCAACGACAAUUAUUACCGCUUCACCUCUGCAACUUAGUUGAAGGCGGACUUUGUUGUUCUAGCUGCAGACGUUUUCUCACAGCCAGAUGUCUGUCAGGACCUUUACAAGCGGACUCCAUUCCAGUUCUUUAAAGCUCACGCUGUAGACUAAGACUGUCUUUCUGCACUGGCACAACUUCUUCAGCCCAUCCUACCCGAGUUUCAAAAGAUCACCACCAUCGCUAUCCUUAUCACUUACCAGGAUGAGGCGUGUUUUCCCGCACAUGAUGAAGGGUGUGUCACUGCUCCUGCUGCUCCAGACAGCCACUUCCAUGAUGAUGCCUCCUAACUCCACAGGCUGGCAGCAGAUUCUGGACAAGUAUCUGGAUGAAGAUGGAGACUGGUGGAGGGCCAAGCAGAGGGGGAAAAGGGCAAUUACUGACAGUGACGCUCAGCUCAUCCUGGACCUUCACAACAAGCUCAGAGGACAGGUCUACCCCCCGGCUGCCAACAUGGAGUACAUGGUGUGGGACACAGAACUGGAGCGUACAGCAGAGGAGUGGGCUGAGACCUGUUUGUGGGAGCAUGGCCCUGCUGGGUUACUGCCACAGAUCGGACAGAACCUGGGAGCGCACUGGGGAAGGUAUCGUCCACCCACGUUCCAUGUGCAGGCCUGGUAUGAUGAAGUGAAGGACUACUCCUUCCCUUACCCUCAGGAGUGUAACCCUUACUGCCCCUUUAGAUGCUCUGGCCCAGUUUGUACUCAUUACACACAGCUUGUCUGGGCCACCAGCAGUCGGAUCGGCUGUGCUGUCAAUUUGUGUUACGACAUGAACGUGUGGGGACAGAUCUGGGCCAAAUCUGUCUAUCUUGUCUGCAACUAUUCACCCAAGGGAAACUGGUGGGGCCAUGCACCUUACAAACAUGGGACACCAUGCUCUGCCUGCCCCCCCAGCUAUGGAGGAGGCUGCAAAGACAACCUCUGCUACAAAGAUGACAGUUCCUAUCCUCAACAAGAGGAGCACGAAGAAAACAACUUCAUUGAGCCGGAGUCCCCACGUACUCCACAGAAGCCCUGGCCCCGGGCCUCCAAUCCGGAGCCUCCCAGUCUCCCUGCCCCAGGCCCCACCAGGCCCCCUACGGAAGACCAGCAGAAUAAUGAAGUGGUCAACACACAGCAGAUGUCUCAGCUCGUGACCUGUGACACUAAACUUCGAGAUCAGUGUAAAGGAACAACAUGUAAUAGGUAUGAGUGUCCAGCUGGAUGCCUAGAUGCUACAGGAAAAGUAGUUGGGACAGUAUACUAUGAAAUGCAAUCUAGUGUGUGCAGAGCUGGUCUACAUGCCGGUGUCAUAGAUAAUGAUGGAGGGUGGAUGGAUGUAACAAGACAAGGCAGAAAGGACUUUUUUAUCAAAUCCAGCAAGAAUGGAGUCCAGUCUUUAGGAAAAUAUCGAAGUGCUAAUUCCUUCACAGUUUCCAGAGUCGUGGUCAAAGCCAUCACAUGUGAGACCACUGUUGCCCAGCUGUGUCCUUACCAAAAACCUGCAAAGCAUUGUCCAAGGUUAUACUGCCCAAGAGGCUGUUUAGAAGACAACCCUCACAUAUCCAGAGUAAUUGGCACCAGGAUAUACUCUGAUAAGUCUAGUAUAUGCUCGGCAGCAAUUCACGCUGGAGUCAUCAGGAACGAUGCCGGUGGAUACAUUGAUGUGAUGCCAGUGGACAAACGGAGACACUACAUUGCCUCAUACCAAAAUGGCAUUUUCUCUGAGAGCCUUCACAACUCUCCUGGAGGGAAGGCAUUCCGGGUGUUCGCUGUGAUGUGAGUGGCCCAGAGGGGCUCCGAGCAGGAUGCAUGCUUGAGCUUUUGAAUAUGCAGCAAUCAAGGCCUGUUGUCAAACUCAGUGACUGAAAUGUUUAUGGCUUUGCUACACAUGAGGGGCUAGAGGUCAUCUCCAUGACAGUGUAAAUCUAGCUGCAAAAACUUGACCCAUACACAACAAGGAUCUGACUGUACUCCCUUGCAUAGUUUUCAUUUUGUUAUCUUUAGCAGGAAAUUUUAUAAACUGUAAAUAUCUCUGAACAGUCUGCUAAUAUUUAAUUUUCUAUAUCAGUUACUAGCAUUACAUUUGUGUCAUUGUCUUCCCUUUUUAACAAAUAGCUGUGUAUGAAUACGUGGAAGUCCUAUGAUAUACAUUAUAAGGGUACUAAGGAUUAAUAUGUUAUUGUCUGGCACAUUUUUACUGGUGCUCUGGUCAUAUUUUAUACUUUUUUAAUGAUUGGGGAACAGAUUAGUCAUUUAUUUUUAUAUGAUUGUUCUAUAUAUCAAACUGAUUUAUAAAGAAUGCUGCUCUAUGUGUUUUGUAUUAUUAUUAUUAUUGCCAGUAUGUUUUUUUGUUGUUGUUGUUGUUUGAUUUGACAGAUAAUGUGGUUUACUUAAAACUACCUGCAGGUCAGGAAGUGAACUCAUCCCUCAGAGGUGUCAUUUUCUAAAAAAACAAACAAACAAAAACCUAUGUGCCCAACUUCAUUCCAUUUUGCAUUUUACUGGAUGAACCAAGGGUGUUUUUAGGUCAUAUCAAUUCAUCUCCAUGACACUGAUAAACAGAAGUAGUAUCUCUUUUAUUUCAUACUGUAUCUUGGGGAAUAGUGAUUGUAAGUCAGCUAUAUUUACCAGCUCAUUAUAGUAUGAUUUAAUUGCAUUGUUGUCACUGUUUCUCUGUGCAUUACUUGUAUUUUUUCCUACCUCAAGUUGUUAGGAAAAAUUCAUUCAUUUUGCAAUAAAAUAUUACA